AUGUCACGCGGAAACCAUGCUGGAAAUUCCACCAGCGAGGAUCAGCUGGGCAUCAGGGUCACGGACAACAACAAUGAGAUUCUGUUCAAGAUCAAGAAGUCCACUCCGCUCGAUAAUGUCAUGCAAGCGUUCUGUGGACGUCAAGGCAAGAAAGUCAACGUGGUCCGGUUCUUGUUUGAAGGACAGCGUGUUCAACCGACUGAUAGUCCCGAUAGCCUCGGAAUGGUUGAUGGCGAUUCUCUCUCGGUCCACCAGGAGCAGGUUGGGGGCUUCUAUGGCCAACAUUUGUGA
Truncatella angustata is the source of this 291-nucleotide messenger RNA. RefSeq names its product ubiquitin-related domain-containing protein. NCBI's taxonomy places the organism in Eukaryota, Fungi, Ascomycota, Sordariomycetes, Amphisphaeriales, Sporocadaceae. The coding region runs from base 1 to 291 and encodes 96 amino acids. The record is from RefSeq and is a predicted model, not a curated record. Gene Ontology annotation, biological process: protein sumoylation. Gene Ontology annotation, cellular component: septin ring; nucleus. The transcript is spliced from 2 exons. Gene Ontology annotation, molecular function: ubiquitin-like protein ligase binding; protein tag activity.